UCUCUCUCUUUCUUAGAGCAAGUACCAGUUUAACCCCCCUGUUUACCUAAUCAGCCCAGUGCCAGGAGGGUUUGACUCCAAAUAGCUUUGUAAAUGUCGCGUGGAAGCUUCCGUUCGAUUUAGUCCCAGUUCUAAUUUGUCGUGUUCUUACAACGUUACAAUUUUCAGGCAAGGAGGGGUUUAACCUACACUGUAAUGUUUCGCAUGAUAGCAUGAAAUAACAGGCCAACAAAUUGAAAUCUAGAAGAUCCACUUGUCCGUGUCUGAUCUGUGGCUCCGGCUACAUACAUGGCCAAUCGGAGCAAGCGUAGACAAGAGCUUUAAACAAUGGCAACGGAAAGCAUUUCCACACUGGUCAUUGAUGACAAUCCACCACCACUCAACAUAACUAUUCCAAAGAAGAAAGAUCUUCCAAGAAGGUCAACACCUUGGAGAGAUGUAGAACUCCCCGUAGACUUUCUCUUAAUUACAGUAAAAGAUUGCGAGUUUUUAAGUUGCUAUCAUUUUUUAAAGAACUCUUUCAAAAGUUGUUCCACAACACUCGGCUUUGUAUACUUUGGGAAGAUGGGUGGAGAUCAAUCUCUGAAGCUCAGAGUCGCACUCAUGAAGUGCUCCGAGGGUUCAUCCGUUCCGGGUGGAUCUUUAGUUGUUGUAAAAAAUGCAGUUACCAUUCUCCGACCCAAGGCUGUCUUCUGUGUGGGAGCCUGCUUAGGGCUGCAGCGCGGUAAAGCCAAGUUGGGAGAUGUGGUUGUGUCUUCUAAAUUAACUCAAUAUGCUGGAAAAAAUGUCACUGAUGGUGAAGUUCAGCCAAUGGGUGGGGCGCGAGUUCCUGUUUCCAGAGAUGUUUCCAGACUUAUAAGGCAUGCAGGAGAUGGUUGGGAGGCACCUUUGUUAAACCCGAGUGGGCGAGAAGUUGAAGUGCAUUGUGAUGCCGAGUAUUUGAGUGGUCCAGAAUUUGUCCGUGCAAAGUGGCGUUGUGAUGAACUGGUAGCGAUGCACCCUGAAGCGAUGGCCAUUGAUAUGGAGGGUGAGGGGGUCUAUGUAGCGGCAUAUGACAUGAAGAUGGAGUGGUUAGUUGUUAAGGGGAUGGCUGGCUAUGCAGAUGGUACUGAAUGUGACCUGGACAAGUGGGCGCACUUUGCAAGUGUUAUGGCAGCUUCUGUCGUGAACAAUAUCUUGCUUGAUUCUGUCAUUUUCCAGUCCUGGCCGUACUUUAGAGGUGAACCUGCAGAUGAGCAAAUGCCGUUGACAGAACCCUGUGCAGAGUUCUCACGUUCAACAGCUAUGGCCAUUACAGUCAAAGAAGGAACACCCAGUAAUGAAGAAUUAGAGACACUUUCACAGAAGAUUGCAGAAGGCUGGAAACCGCUUGGACGUCGGUUGGAAAUGGAUGAAUCAAAGUUAACAGCUUUUGACAAAGAAAACGAGGAAUAUUCAGAAAAGCCAUAUAAAAUGUUACUAUUUUGGAAGCAAAGGGAAGGUUCAGCUGCAACCUACCAGGUCUUGCAUGACGCACUUUGUCAUCCGCUAGUAAAUCGCAGAGAUUUGGCCGAGGAAAUUUGCGGAUACAAGUGAUUACGAAUGCCGUUUACACUUCUCAAACUUAUUAAUAAUUCAUCAAGUUUAAACAAAGGAAAUCAUGACCGUGACGGUGUUUGGACAUCUGAU
Orbicella faveolata is the source of this 1668-nucleotide messenger RNA. Its product is annotated as death domain-containing ATP nucleosidase-like. Gene Ontology annotation, cellular component: cytosol. Gene Ontology annotation, biological process: nucleoside metabolic process; signal transduction. Gene Ontology annotation, molecular function: adenosylhomocysteine nucleosidase activity; methylthioadenosine nucleosidase activity; protein binding. The record is from RefSeq and is a predicted model, not a curated record. NCBI's taxonomy places the organism in Eukaryota, Metazoa, Cnidaria, Anthozoa, Scleractinia, Merulinidae.